UCUCAUGUACAGCUCUUGUGUCUAAAUAAAUUGAGGAUUAAGUUCCGUCUGUGUCCGUAUAUUUGUUCUGGGAAAUAACUUUAACUCCCAUCCAUUAUUCCCAAACAUUUCCCAGAAUAGUUCCCUCUCUUACCAAUCCUUCUAUAGGGAGAUAUUUGCUAAGACAUCUUCAUAUAUUGCCUAUCCUUUUGUGCCACCAUAAAUGACAUCUACAUAUUUCCAUCAACCGGUGUCCAGCCUUUACUAGCACUUCAGCUUAUGCCAUCAUACUACCAUCUCUUAGCCAUCACUCUGUGUACCUUCAUCAUCACAACUCUUCUCCAUCCUUCUGUGUCAACACAUUUUUAUCCCUGAUGUAUCUAGAAAUCCGCUCUACUUUCCAUCUUUACCCAAUCUUCUACUGCCCCUACUCAACUUUUUAUACUAUUCUGCAAUUAUGUCCUCUCUCCUUUACAUAGUUUGCAGUUCAUCAACCAGAAAUCUUCGGAAAUGUCUUCACAACUGGAAGAAGCCAUGGAGACACUUAUCUCUGUAUUCCACACAUACUCAGCUCGGGAAGGUGACAAGCACAAGUUGAGUCGAAGAGAGUUGAAGGAUCUUCUACAGAAUGAACUCGGGGAGUAUCUGGAGACCCAGAAAGAUGCUGGCGCAGUGGACAAGAUCAUGAAAGAAUUAGAUGAGAACGGAGAUGGAGAAGUCGACUUCCAAGAGUUUGUCAUCUUGGUGGCAUCUUUGACUGUAGCAUGUAAUACCUUCUUCUGUGAGAACAGCUGAGCUCCCUGGAGUCCACCAGUUAUAGUGUUGUCAGUCUCAUCUACAAACUCUUGUCUCUGAUUAAACUUGAGGAUUAAGUUC
Molecule: messenger RNA, 855 nt
Organism: Bufo bufo (common toad)
Lineage: Eukaryota; Metazoa; Chordata; Amphibia; Anura; Bufonidae
Gene: S100A1
Product: S100 calcium binding protein A1
Exons: 2
Coding region: 490-774 (94 amino acids)
Cellular component (GO): sarcoplasmic reticulum
Molecular function (GO): S100 protein binding; calcium ion binding
Source: RefSeq, a predicted model, not a curated record